Messenger RNA from Raphanus sativus (radish), 776 nucleotides. RefSeq lists its product as uncharacterized. The coding region runs from base 103 to 591 and encodes 162 amino acids. The transcript has 3 exons. Lineage: Eukaryota; Viridiplantae; Streptophyta; Magnoliopsida; Brassicales; Brassicaceae. The record is from RefSeq and is a predicted model, not a curated record.
CCUGCCACGGUAUCAGUAUCACCAAUAUUUUUUUGGAUACGAACCACCAUAUAACCUUCGCCAAGUUCUCUCUCUAGCCCUUCCUUUCUCUCUCCGUCGGCGAUGCAGAGACUUUCCAUAGACUCAUCAUCAGCUUCGAAGCUCCACAGCUAUGGUGGACGAAAGGACGACACCUAUAAUAUCGAUGAUGACUCAAAACGCAAAGAAUCACUCUCCUCUCCUCAUCCUUCUUCGUCAUUGUCCCCUGAUGAUCACGACCUCAAGGACGUUAAGCUGAGACGGUUAUCGUCGCUGCAGUCUCCCUAUCAGAAACGAGAGAAUCUCGUCCACGUCAUCCCCGUCCUCACUCUUAUCUGCUUCGUCAUCCUCUACCUCUCUUCUCACGAUCCCUCCCAAUCAGAUUUGGCUCAGUUUGACGGAUUCAUGCGUACAUCAAAGCGUCUAGAAUCGGAGGAAGACGGCGAAAUCUCUGAGCUGAUGAUCAGUGCCGGCGACGACGCUCUGUCUAUCCGUAGCAGCAUAAGGAAGUUGAGAGAGACGGAAUCGCUUCCCCGUCGCCGGACCUCUCACCGGAAAACAGCUGACUUCUAGCUUUUUUUAUUCACUCACAUCUUCGUCGUCCUCUAGAGUUUUCUUGUGGUUUUGUUCGUUUGAAACUCAAAAAAGAAAUUCGCGAUUCGCGUUUCUGUUAUAACUAAUAGAUAUUUUUUAAAAAAUCGAAAUCGACUCGCCGGUUUACGAUAAAACCGGCCGGCGAUGGAGUAACCGUCAUGCUA